AUGUUCUCACCUGCAGACUUGCUCAGGGCUCCUGUCCUUUCCAUGGGGUCUGAGAGUAGGGCCAGGGACUCAUUCUGUGGCCCAGAGCUAAGCCACGGGGAAGAUAGCAAUGGCCACACACAGGCACAGGAUAGACCCCACUGUCCAUGUAACCAUGUCCUGGGCCAGGACUGCCUAGAUGGGCAGAUCUUAGGCCAGUUGCGUCCCCUGUCAGAAGAGGAAGAAUCCUCUGGGGCUACCUUCCCUGGGGAACCUGCCUUCCCCGAGAUGGAUUCAGAGGAUCUCCGUCUAGCCUCUUUCUACGACUGGCCAUCUACUGCAGGUAUUCAGCCUGAGCCAUUGGCUGCUGCUGGGUUUUUCCACACAGGCCAGCAGGACAAGGUGAGAUGUUUCUUCUGCUAUGGGGGUCUACAGAGUUGGGAGCGUGGGGAUGACCCCUGGACAGAGCAUGCACGAUGGUUCCCCAGGUGUCAGUUCCUGCUACGGUCAAAAGGAAGGGACUUUGUGGAAAGAAUCCAGGCAUACAGCCCCUUGCUGGGAUCCUGGGAACAUCAGGAAGAAGCAGAAGAUACAGUCUCUGCCACUCCCUCAGCUCCUGCCCAUGGAAGUCCUGAGUUACUCAGAUCCAGAAGAGAGACCCAGCCUGAAGAUGUCAGUGAGCCAGGAGCUGAGGAUGUGCAGGAACAGCUGCGACGACUGCAGGAAGAGAGGAGAUGCAAGGUGUGCUUGGAUCGAGCCGUCUCCAUAGUCUUCGUGCCCUGUGGCCACUUUGUCUGUACUGAGUGUGCCCCCAACCUGCAGCUGUGCCCUAUCUGCAGAGUGCCUAUCUGUAGCUGCGUACGCACAUUCCUGUCCUAA
Apodemus sylvaticus (European woodmouse) is the source of this 858-nucleotide messenger RNA. It is a transcript of the gene Birc7, whose product is annotated as baculoviral IAP repeat containing 7. Gene Ontology annotation, molecular function: cysteine-type endopeptidase inhibitor activity involved in apoptotic process; ubiquitin protein ligase activity. Lineage: Eukaryota; Metazoa; Chordata; Mammalia; Rodentia; Muridae. Gene Ontology annotation, biological process: positive regulation of protein ubiquitination; negative regulation of apoptotic process; regulation of cell cycle. Gene Ontology annotation, cellular component: nucleus; cytoplasm. The record is from RefSeq and is a predicted model, not a curated record. The transcript has 6 exons. Bases 1 to 858 code for a protein of 285 amino acids.